AUGGAUAUAUUUCGAUCCGGAGGUACUUUAAAGGACACUGUCGUCUUGGCGUACUUAGACGACCUCCUUGUAAUUUCGGAAGGAAAUCUAGAUGUACAUAUGGAAGAUUUACAAUUGGUAUUUGAUCGUCUUCGGCAAUUUGGUCUUCGAGCAAAUAGUGAGAAAUGCUCCUUUGCCUAUACAGAGGUGAAAUAUCUUGAUCACUUCUGGACUCCUGAAGGAAUUAAGCCUGAUGACACCAAGAUCAAGCGAUACUUACUAUGA
Messenger RNA from Parnassius mnemosyne (clouded apollo), 264 nucleotides. NCBI's taxonomy places the organism in Eukaryota, Metazoa, Arthropoda, Insecta, Lepidoptera, Papilionidae. The record is from the annotation of a GenBank genome assembly.